AGGGGGCGUGCUGUAGCCAAUCGGCAUUCCGACUCGGAAGGUGGUUGCAUUCACACGUCGCUUAGGCGAAAAUUUCUAAGCGAGUUCUGUUCAGCAGUAGCGCUUAAGUUAGUUCGUUUGAGAUCUCUAUACCUUAGAUAUACACACAGUAAUCAUGCAGUCUAUGAUUAUCCUCGCAGCCACCCUCUGCCUGGCCCAGGCUUCGUUCUACGCGGGCCCGCCUGCGCACAUUCAACUCAGCCCCGACGGCAAGUAUGUCCUGGACACGCCCGAAGUAGCCCACGCUAAGGCCGCGCACGCCGCCGCGCACGCGCAGGCGUCCACCGCUCACGGCGCGUGGGCACCCGCUGGAGGAUACAUUGCUGGCCCCGCUUACGGAGCUGGCGCGCACUACGGCGCUCCCGCCGCUGGUCUUCUGAAAUACGGUCCCGCCCCCCUGGCUCACGACGGCCGCGUGAUUGACACCCCCGAGGUUGCCCACCUGAAGGCUGCCCACCUCGCCGCGCACAGCGCUGCCCACGCCAACGCUGCCCACGGCGCGUACCACGGCGCUGGUCUCGCCCACGGUGCGGCUCUCGCUCCCCUCGCGUACGGCGGUCUCGGACAUGGUGCGGGUUACGCCGCUGGUUACGGCAAAUGGACUGGUCCUCAGGCCCACAUCCAGCUGACCCACGACGGCCAAUACGUAGUAGACACCCCCGAGGUUCAGCACGCGCGCGCCGUGCACCUCUCGCAGUACGCCCACGCCGCUCACGCCGCCGCCGCCGCCCCCGAGGAGCCCUGGGGCGCCCACGGACACCACGGCGGCUGGCACUAAACUCUACCUCUGACCCACGCUCACUACUGCCUGACACUAUUUUUUAUACAAAACGACCAUAAAAAGCCAAAAAAAAAUGUUGUAUAAAGUUGAAUGUGAAAUGUGUAUAAUAAUGCAAACUCUUGUAGAACGAACUUGAAAAUGUAUUAAUAAAAAAAUUUAAUAAUUUUA
This is a messenger RNA of Spodoptera frugiperda (fall armyworm), 988 nucleotides long. It is a transcript of the gene CPH30, whose product is annotated as pupal cuticle protein. The record is from RefSeq and is a predicted model, not a curated record. Bases 155 to 817 code for a protein of 220 amino acids. NCBI's taxonomy places the organism in Eukaryota, Metazoa, Arthropoda, Insecta, Lepidoptera, Noctuidae. The transcript is spliced from 4 exons.